Messenger RNA from Alternaria hordeiaustralica, 666 nucleotides. RefSeq lists its product as uncharacterized. The transcript has a single exon. The record is from RefSeq and is a predicted model, not a curated record. Gene Ontology annotation, molecular function: heme binding; oxidoreductase activity, acting on paired donors, with incorporation or reduction of molecular oxygen; monooxygenase activity. Lineage: Eukaryota; Fungi; Ascomycota; Dothideomycetes; Pleosporales; Pleosporaceae. Bases 1 to 666 code for a protein of 221 amino acids.
AUGAUCGAGCGUUGGCUCUCAUCACCCGGUGAAAGGACGAACAGCAUGAUCAAGGAUACCAGUACAUUGGCGCUCAAUGUCAUAUCUUCAGUCGCUUUCGAGAAUACGGAAGUUAAUGAACUGACACCAGGUCACCAACUGUCACUUCGCGAUGCACUAGUGACGGUUAUGAGUACUCCAACCUCACCGGCUAUAGCGGGUAUCAUGCCGCUCUUCAAAUUUCCCGUAUUCGAAUCGCUGCUUCCAACUAAUAUUAAGAGACUGCUACUCGCCAUGCGUGAGUUCCGGCAGUACAUGGACGAAACCGUCGUGAAAGAGCGAUCAAAAGUGGCCAGCGGGCAAUCCAAAUCUGCUACACUCAUCAGCACGCUCACCAGGGCAAACGACGAAGCCAAAUCUGGAAGCGGAGUGUCCAAGUCCAAACUCUCGGAUGUUGAGAUCAGAGGCAAUAUCUUCAUAUUCGCGGUUGGUGGACUGGAGUCUACGUCUAUCACGCUAUCAUAUGCAUUGGCUUUACUGGCUGUGUAUCCUGAGAUCCAAGACUGGGUAGCGGAAGAGCUCGAUGAAGUUCUGAAAGACGAAGCAACUGAUGACCCGGAGUAUGCAAGAGUAUUCCCACGACUGAAGAGGGUAAUGGCUGUCAUGGUACGUCCUCGUUCUUCAUAA